AGUGAUUUCUCCACUUCGUGUCCAUCCCCCUCACGCAUCUUGUGGGUCUGCGUAGCACAUCCAGAACGUCGGUAAUAGUCGGUAAGUACGAUUUCUCAAGAUACAGUCACGUAAUGAGGGUAAUUACUGUUUAUACAUGACAUCAGAUCAUGUCUCACGUAUCGAUGUACAUCAUUUAUCGUAUAGAAAUUCAGACGUUGCAUGGGCUCACGGAUGUAACGAAUAAUUAUAUUUGUCAGGUGACUGUAUCUCGAGAAAUCAUGAUCGCUGACGAUUACUGACUUCGUACGCAGACCACAAUCCGCAUGAGGGGUAUGUUCACAGAGUGGGGAGAAUCACUCGGUACACUGAAGCAACGUUUGGGCAUCUUCGAGGUAAAUCGACGCAACACGAUGAUGGUGUACGUGAAAUAAGGGUUGGAGGUGGAUACACGUAUAUCAGUGCAAAGGUGUCCGCGAGCAAUCGUUCAGAAGACGAUCCUUUCGCGGUGGUGUGCCCUUGUCUGCUUGUUUGUCGCGCGUCGACUUGGGUCCCAUAGUGCUUCCUGUUGUGACGUAUACGUGACACCGGUGCGUGAGACUGUGCAAACAGUUGCUGCGAUCUCGAUGACUCUUCGUCGACGAAUGAUCACGCUUGACACGCACCCGUGGAUGCUGUGAACCUCUAACACGAAAUUCGUAAUUCUUCCACUCUCUCCUCUAUCGGGCACGAUUGCAGGAAAGUUAUUUCAGAGAAUCAAGGGGGAGAAAAGUUUCAGCAUGGAGUGCCCCGAAGCGAUGGAACGAGGACGGAACUUUCGUCUGCUAGCCGAGGAGGAGUUGCCUCGACUCUUAGACUUCCUUGCCGGCUAUUUGCCUGAAUCCUUAAAGUUCCAUCAAACACUGUUGACCUACAUGCGGGACAGAGUAUGGGACUUUCAUUUCUACGUGGCUAACAACUGGCCCGAAGAUGCUAUCUGUUUACAUUUUCCAGGCAUGACACUAUCUCCACACGGUUUACUGUUCGAGAGCGUGGGCGUGUUCUGCCCCAACGAUCGACUGGAACUACUCAAGCUGUUAAGGGAGGAGGACGUUCUGAUCGACUGGUCGAAGCCUCUUUACAUUAAUUUCGUUCAUUACGACAUCGCCGAGGAGUUGACGCGUCUGUACGAGGGUACAGGUACCAUCGACACCGUCGUAGGUGACGUCUACGUGUGCAAGGAUUACGAAACCCUGAACAACGUCGGGGAGAGUGAAGAAGAUGCCGAUUCCGACGUUCAGGUUCAACCCCUGAAGGCCGAACACGCGGAGGGUAUCUACGAAUUGUAUCCAGCGAACGACAUGGAGUGCCACGAGGUCUUCCUACGAUUGAUUAGGACCCUCCCAGCCGCUGGAGUGUUUGCGAAGGGUAGUCUGGCUGCUUGGAUGGUUCAGUCUUAUUACGGGGCUAUGUUUUCCAUGCAGACUAAACCAGAGUAUCGGAGAAAGGGUUACGGUACGAAAUUAGCAAGGUAUUUGACGAAACGGGUGGUCGAGAAAGGUUAUCAGCCGUUCGUGGUGAUUCGUCCUGAGAACGAAGCUAGUCAGAGCCUGUACAAGAAGCUGGGCUUCUGGAGGCUCUACCAAAUAGUCCGUAUGACGUUUAUGCCCACCGCGUGGCAGGACGACGAAACCGAAACGAAUCGUAUCAUGAGGGAGAACCUGGAGAACGCUGUCAGGCAGCUAACUAUCGAACAGAAAGUGGUGGACGCGUUGAGAAGCGAAGAAGAUAUUUCUAUCAACGAGGAAAUUAUAGAAAACAAAGACGAGGUGGUGGAAUCUUUGAACGACGAUGAGAAUAUCGAAAUGAUCGUCGAGGAACCCGAAGAUAAAACGGAAAGUCAACAAGAGGAGAUUAUCGGGUCUGUUGAAGAAGGAGAAAGAAUAGACAUUACAGAAUUGUCGGUGGAGGAAGAAACUAGCGGCGAUGUUGUACCAGAAGACGAAGGAGCUUCUGGUAACGAUGACGGUAGUAAUCAAGACGAUGGGGGAACAGAUGCCGGGGACUUGGAUAAUUAAAUUACACGAUUGGAUUAUUCGAGCAGAGGUCCAUGAUUUGUAUCGCGUCGGUCGCUCGAGGGUGCGUUCUUCUCUUCAAGAUCGACCCGGAGAAAGAUUUGCCUCGCACGAGAAUAGGAGAACGAGUUUCACCAGCGUUCCGAAUGUUAUUAUUUCAAAUUCACUUUAUAUCUGUCGAAGAACCAUUCGAGAUGUAUGCUAAAGUAGACGCAGUACCUAUUAUUUUCGGGAGAUUUAUCGUCGAUCGCUGACGAAACUCUAACCGAAUGGUUUGUCACGAAGAAGAACUCUCGAGCGACGCCGUUUAACAGGUGACAGAGAAGAGAUAAAAAAAGUUAUUUUACGAAAUUUAAACGAUAUAUUACGGCACCGCGUUCGUGCGAGGCUUCGAUUCGCGUACGAAGAGGCACGAUUCUACGUACGGGUUCCUCAUAUCAGACUGUUCGAAGAAUGUCGUGAAGGUCUCAGGAAUCAUCUAGACGUAUCCUUUGAAUUGCCAAGGUUAUAUUGUUUCAAAGUCUAUCCGUACCGUGUCUCCUAUCUUCUUGUUAUAUACGUAUGUGUAUAUAUUUUGGGAUAAAAGCUGAUUCAUCCCAAGAAUUUGAAUCCGGAAUCGAAUAUUUCGUCAAAAGAUACUCGAAUGUUUUGUUAAUUGUUUCUCUUAUACUUUAAUGGGAAUUUGUAUAAUAAUUUGUUGUCCAUUGAAUUUUAAAAAGAAAAAUGCAACAGUACAAAGUUCAACGCGUUGAUUCGACUUCUUGUUGCAGAAAGAAAGUUAAAAAUUUUAAACUAUGAAUACCCAUGUCUUGGGUACGUUAAUUUAUUUAGUGACCGAACUCUACGAUAGACUUUGAGUAACAAAACGUUCGUGUCCAAACGAUAAAUUGUUUGUUAUAUGUGUCAUGAUGAAAGAUAAAGAAAAAAGAUAGAAUAUCAGCCACGAAAUGCGCGACCGCUGUUAGAAAACUUUCGCGCUGAAUCAGUCUGUGAUUAUAAUUUCCUUAUGUAAAGUAGCGUUUCGAGCAAAAAUUCAGAAGCCUCGUGCGACCUCGACACGCUUUCCUUAAUACAAGUAGAAGCCAAUUACUGUGCCGGCGCCGUUCGACCCGUAGUAGUCAAUUUUCUGCCACGUUCGAUUAUAACGAUAACAGCUUCGAUUUCAGCAACACGUUUCGAUCAUACAGGGUGUAGGGAAGAAAGUUUUCCUUCCGACCUUUUUUCUUUUCUAUGGCUUUUCAAGCACACUUCUACAGGGUGUUACAAAAUCGACCGACUCAACUUUACAAUAUUCUUGUUAUAAUUUUACAUUACUUACUAUUUAUUUUUAUUAAUAGAAUAUAAUAGAAAAUUAAUGUUAGACUUUGCAACACCUUGUAUAUUUGAUUGUAUCUUCAAUAAGAAAAAUAUAUAUAUAUAUUUAAAUAAUCGAGAAUUUUGUCCAAUCUCGAUAUUUCUUGUACUUCUACGCUUAAAAUUUCGCAAGAAUAAUUGUUCGAUCGAUACGCACCGACGCAGCAAUUGGUGUAGCGUGCGAGCCAAUGAUAAUAAAAUUAUGAAUAGCGACUAUCAUAUAAUUAAUAUUACAAUUAGUUACAAAAUAUACGUUGUAUGAUAUGGAAAUAUACCGCGCAAAAGGAAGCCUGGUCAGCCCGGCUACGCUUACCGAACGAGAACCAUCUCUAGUGUCUAAGUAUGUACGUAGUUAACACUAUUUGUAUCAUUUUUUCUACGUUUCAUAGGACGAGGAUUAAAUCGGGGCCGAUAUUAGAGGCGGGUAACGCGUAACCAGGAGAACACAGAUUUUUGAGAACAAAAAGAAAAAGAGGUCGAAGCUGGGACGUCCGGGCGAUUCCUCGAAGGCCCUCAAAGACCCUCGUUUAUUUUGGAUUUUCGACGUUUCCGGGGGCCAGCUGUGAUAUUUUCCCCAUUCCACUUACGCUAUGGUCGCGGUACCAAGCUUAGAUCUUAGGUAAGAAUUGGUUGUCGUUGAUGGGACACACCCGAAAAUGCUCCUUGAAUUCCAUUGAUGUUUUGCCAUCGAUAUGCAUCGCGUAUCGUACAAAAUUUCUACUUUCGUGUCCGUUACAUUAACUGAUAGUUGGAGGACCAACGGUAUCGGGAAGAAUAACGCGAACAAUUAACGACGAGCUUGUUGCGUAUCAAAUAGUCGAUUUCGAAACGUAGAAAGUCCAAUAUAAAUUGAUGACAUAAAACUAUUGCGAAAUAGCUCUUAUGGCAUAUCAAUUUAAAGCUAAAAGUUUCACGAAAAUAACAUUUGAUAUGCAACAAUAACAUAAGAAAUGCUUUACGUUUUGACCAUCAAAGAAUUUUCAAAUUAAUUGAAAGUACGGCAACAUCAAAAUCGUCCUCUGAGCAUAAAGUAUUUUAAAAUACAAAUUAAUCGCACACGUUACCUCGACCUCGUUUCCAAAUAGCGUGAUAUACACUGAAGUUCGUCAUACAAGUUGUAUUUAAAAAAAAAAAGAGAACAGUUUAAACGAUUAGUUGAUAAGAAUUUGUGAAAAUUGGAAACGAUCGAUCGGUUUAAACGUUCGCGAAAAAUCACCGUAAUUUCCAGAAUCGCUUUUGAAUCGAUAAUUUUUGCUAUUCCGAGUCGUAACUGCGAUUUAACCUGAGCCAUAUUCCCAUUAUUAUUUCGUACACUUCCAUCUAUUAUGCACAAGCUGGAAUGGAAUUCGCGAGUACGAUUAACGACUAAAUGGAACGGUUAUUACGAGAGACACGAGAAUCUCUUAAUCGACCCGGAGAAACGAAAAGUGCAUCGGGUGUCGUAGAAUCGCGGAUGCGAAACAGUCGAAAAACUGAUCAUAGUUCCUACAAUUUCAAUUAUUUCUACCUUCAGAAUUCUUUGUUGUAAUCAAUCGGUGCACUUUUCGAUUCCGUCUCACCAUGUCAAUUACAAGCGUCAUUUUUUGCGUCGCAUCGUCGAUCAUUAACACCAGAACAUCGGUACAAUUUAGACCAAAUUAACGUUUUAUAGCAUGUACAGUAUUUGUGUUACGAAAAUAAUUUUAAUUUCAGGUUUAUAUGUUCAUAAAUGUUUAAAUAUCCCGUAGGUAAUGUGAGUUCCAUAAAUACCGAUCGUUCUAGUGUUAAUGUACACUUAAUGAUCUAUGACGAGUGCGUUGCUCGCACAAAACGAUUUCUCGUAAUGACCGGACGACAUUUCAUUCCGUUGCAUAGGUUUCAAUGGAUUAAUUAUAAAGUCUUAUUUUGCUCUGAAUUUCUCGCAUCUGUUUAACAAACGAUGACUAAAAACCUGUUAAGCAAUUAUAUAUUCUUUGUUACAAAUACAGUAUUUUAAAAUAACAGAAACACGUAUUUGAUAGCUUAUUUUUGUUUUAAUUUAUAUUUACAUUAAUUAAACAAUUUUUGCUGAUCUGAAAAGAGAAAACACAAUCGGGAAACAGUUUUUUUUUCUUUUUAAAUUAAACUUUUGCAACGGAUCGUAAUGAAAAAAGUGUCUGAAUGAAAGAGGUCUCGAACAGAAAGCAACAACGAACUAAUUACUACCAUGAAAUUAAUAUGGAUCCCGCAUCUAGUUUGCUAAUUCUAGCGCAACACAAGUCAAUGUCUCGCGAAAUAGGCCUAAAAUCCGUCUGUUGACACCUAAACAGCACACUUUCUUCUACAAUUAUUGUAAAUAUAUUAUAAUAUACGUAUAUAUAUAUAUAUAUAUCCUUCCUAUUUCCUCGUGCACGUUGCCUUCCGCUACAACAAACUCUUUGUCUGGAGCAACACUUAAACCUCUGUCGUGCGACAUAUGAAAGUUACACAAAACAAAGAAAAUAAUACUAAAUAAAUGGGAAAAGAAAUUAUAUCAGAAAUACAAUAAUGAUCGCAAGUCUAUCCCGUUGUAAAGAGCGAGGGAACAGAGAGUUAACCUAUGAAACGUCGAUGUGCGCAUAAGUGCGUACAACGAUUUGUAUGUUUGAUAAUGGCGAAUAAUUCGCAGCGUGAAACGCGCUAGUUUUGUGACAAUUGGACAUUGGAAGAGAGCUUUGGGUAAUAAAUCGAACAAACAAAUGA
Messenger RNA from Osmia lignaria (orchard mason bee), 6086 nucleotides. RefSeq lists its product as uncharacterized. The record is from RefSeq and is a predicted model, not a curated record. Gene Ontology annotation, molecular function: acyltransferase activity, transferring groups other than amino-acyl groups. NCBI's taxonomy places the organism in Eukaryota, Metazoa, Arthropoda, Insecta, Hymenoptera, Megachilidae.